AUACAGACAACAUCAACAAUCAAUAUGCAAUUCUUCAAAGCUGCUGCAGUUCUUUUGGCCAUGUUCGCCGCCUUCGCCAGCGCUGAGCCCGUCCCCAAACCUGGCACUGUGCUUGUCCAGACCGACAACGUUCAAUACAUUCGCACUGGUUAACUUCUAAGACAAAUAACUGAAUUGCUUACAUAAAUAUAACGGAUGUGUUAAACUAAAUAUACAAUGUGUUCAACAUAUUUA
Molecule: messenger RNA, 234 nt
Organism: Drosophila grimshawi
Lineage: Eukaryota; Metazoa; Arthropoda; Insecta; Diptera; Drosophilidae
Product: daisho1
Exons: 2
Coding region: 25-153 (42 amino acids)
Source: RefSeq, a predicted model, not a curated record